Molecule: messenger RNA, 405 nt
Organism: Symbiodinium sp. CCMP2456
Lineage: Eukaryota; Dinophyceae; Suessiales; Symbiodiniaceae
Source: the annotation of a GenBank genome assembly
AUGGAGGAUCGGUCAACUUUUGCGGCCUAUGCGAAGGCACAGCUGCAGCUGGUGGCCCGGAGUUUGAGUUGCUCUUUCGACUCACAGCUCUCUCAACAGCUGCUCGAGCUCGGUGACCGGCUUGCUUCCUACAGCAAGGAUUCUUCUGGUGAGCUCGUGAAGGAAAACUCGCCCAUCAAGGCAUUGGCGUUCACCCUCUCGGAAACUGGCUAUGUUUCUCCUCGCCGACGGCUUCAGGAGGAUGGCGAGUGGACGAUUGAGCAGUGGAAGGCGGAUGAUGCUAUGGAGCCCACGGAGUUGCAUCCGUCCGUGGGUGGAGGCUCUCCGUUCAACGACACCGAGAGCUAUUGCCUCGUUGACGACCUGGGAGACGCCACUCCGAAGGGCGAGGCGGAGGGAUGCUAA